Phycodurus eques (leafy seadragon) is the source of this 1142-nucleotide messenger RNA. RefSeq names its product 3-keto-steroid reductase/17-beta-hydroxysteroid dehydrogenase 7-like. Gene Ontology annotation, molecular function: estradiol 17-beta-dehydrogenase [NAD(P)+] activity; 3-beta-hydroxysteroid 3-dehydrogenase (NADP+) activity; 5-alpha-androstane-3-beta,17-beta-diol dehydrogenase (NADP+) activity. The transcript has 9 exons. The record is from RefSeq and is a predicted model, not a curated record. Lineage: Eukaryota; Metazoa; Chordata; Actinopteri; Syngnathiformes; Syngnathidae. Gene Ontology annotation, cellular component: endoplasmic reticulum membrane. The coding region runs from base 1 to 1008 and encodes 335 amino acids. Gene Ontology annotation, biological process: cholesterol biosynthetic process.
AUGAAUAAGGUUGUUUUAGUGACGGGGGCCAACAGUGGCAUCGGCCUGGCUUUGUGUGAGCGUCUCCUCGGCUCUCAGGAUGCCGGGGGGCUCCACCUGUGUCUGGCCUGUAGGAGCACGCGGCGGGCUCAGGCCGCUCGCGCCGCCCUGCUCGGCGUCCACCCCUCAGCACAAAUCACGCUGCUGCACAUAGACACCAGCAGCAUCAGUUCGGUGCUCGGUGCUGCACGGGAGCUCCGACUCAGGUUUACCCGGCUGGACUAUGUCUACCUAAAUGCAGGCAUCAUGCCAAACCCGCAGUUUGACUUCAAGGCUUUCUUCAAAGGCCUCUUUUCCAGCAACAUCAUCACCAUGUUUUCAACCGGCGAGGGCAUCCUGACACAGAAGGGUGGAGUAACUCCAGAUGGCUUGCAGGAAGUAUUCGCCACCAACCUCUUUGGUCACUUCCUCCUCAUCAGAGAGCUCGAGCCGCUUCUUUGCCAAGCCGGCCGGACCUCUCAGCUCAUCUGGACCUCCUCCAGUAACGCUCGCCGCUCGGCUUUUAGCCUGGAAGACGUGCAGCACCGCAGAGGCCGCGAGCCGUACAGCUCGUCCAAAUACGCCUCCGACCUGCUCAGCCUGGCCCUCAACACACACUACAAUAAGCAGGGCUUGUACUCCUCUGUGAUUUGUCCUGGCUUUGUGAUGACCAACCUGACCUAUGGCAUCCUGCCUUCCUUCCCAGCAUUCCUAUGGACCCUGCUUAUGCCUCUCUUAUGGCUUAUCAGAGUGUUUACCAACACUUUUACCCUGACAGCUUACAACGGAGCUGAAGCCCUGUUUUGGAUUUUUCUGCAAAAACCUGAAAGACUGGACCCGCGGGCCAAAUACCAUAGUUUAACAUCUGGCCUCGGCCAUAACUACACGCAGCCUCAACGGAUGGAUGUCGACUUGGACACGUCAGAGGCGCUCUAUGACGAGCUGCUGCAGUUGGAGCGGGAAGUCGGGAGGAAACAAAUAUCAUCUUAACAAUAGGCCCCUAACCACUGCUUCCUGGUUUUCUCCAGAGUCACUGUAUAGGAGGUACGUCAGAAAGGUUGCAGGACUGGUGUCACAAAAGAUAUAUUUUAACAACAGACUACAGUUUUUCCUUUUGGAAGUAA